UUUAGGGGGGUAGGCGGGAGGGAGGGAGGGAGUCAGCCGGUGGGGUUAGUGUUUAGCUUCCCCUCUGUUUUUAGCAGUGCACGGGCACUGUCCCGCGCGUGGGGCACGAUGUCUACAGCAAAUCCAGAGUCCCAAUGUGCAAGCAUCUCCAGGGAGGAGAACACCCAGUUGUCGUCAACAACCAGUCAAGGAUAUGUUUUACCAGAAGGAAAAAUCAUGCCGAACACAGUCUUCGUUGGUGGAAUUGAUAUAAGGAUGGAUGAAACAGAAAUUAGAAGCUUCUUUGCACGAUAUGGUACAGUGAAAGAAGUGAAGAUAAUCACUGAUAGAACUGGUGUUUCCAAAGGAUAUGGAUUUGUAUCCUUUUUGGACAAUGUGGAUGUUCAGAAAAUAGUGGAAUCACAAAUAAACUUCCAUGGUAAAAAACUGAAACUGGGCCCAGCAAUUAGAAAACAACAGAAUUUAUGUGCUUACCAUGUGCAACCCAGACAUCUGGGUUUUAAUCCUCCUGUGCCACAGUUUCAUAGUGUGUGGAGUAAUCAAAAUGCAGAAACAUACAUGCCUCCCCCAGCUAUGAUGAGUCCAGUAACUCAGUAUGUUCAGGCAUACCCUUAUGGGUCGCAAGCUGUACUGAUACAACAGCAAGUUCCUGUAGGCUAUCAGCCUGCCUACAACUAUCAGGUCCCACCACAGUGGCCUCCUGGGGAACAAAGGAAUUAUGUUAUACCUCCGGCUUAUACUUCAGUAAACUACCACUGCAGUGAAGUAGAGCCAGAAGUUAUCCAAGCAGAAUGUUCUGUUCCAGAGCCUGCACAAUCAUCUGGAAACAGUCAACAAAAGAUGCAUGUUACUGAAAACAUGUAUUUCAGAAGUCUGUGGACCGAAGCAUACAGACAGUGGUAUCCUGUCUGUUUAAUCCCGAGAACCGUCUGAGAAACACUCUUGUAUCCCAAGAGGACUAUUUUAAGGAGAAAAGGGUGCAUCACUUUAGAAGAAGUAGGGCAGUGCUUAAAAGUGUUUAACCAAUGACACUUGAAGACUUAAAGUGCCUGUAUUCCAUGGAUUUGGGGUGUUACUGUUCAGUAUAGCAAUAUGUGCUAUACAAUUAUGUAAUCUUAUGAAAAAGUUACUUCAAGUUGAAGUUGUUCAUAUUUGCAUGUUAUCUGUUCCUAGAUUGUUUUGUUUCUAGCAUUUUAAGGAUAUGAUAGACUAGAAAGUUUCAGUAUUACAUUACUUGGGUUUUGUGCAUGUCCUUUCACUUGAUGCUAGAAUAUGUUAAAGUUUUUUAAGGAAUUUAUAUGGAGAGAUUACUCUUGGUUUAAUUUGUAAAUGUGUGAAUUUUCUUCUGGGGUUUAAGGUACAGUUUGCAUGUUGCACUUGUUUUCUCUUAAAACACAGCUAAAAUGUCCGAUAAGUUUAGCUCAUUCAAAAGUUGAACUAGAAAUUUGCCCAAGAGGUAGUUUUUAAAUUGUGUUCUUAAUCAGUGGAACAGAAGACCUCAAGUUGUAACUCAGUUGAAACCCUUCAAGUCUGUACCCGAUGUUAUGUUGCUGGUUCUCUACAAAUAAUCCAAUCAAUGGGGAUUACAUUUAUUAGUUACAGUUUAUGCACCUGGAGUCUGAGCAUCACUAUCAGUUUGAUUGGAAAAAGUAAUUAAGCGAAUUCUAAAAUUCUAAUUUAAGAAAAACCCAAGAACAUAACAAGCUACAUUAACUACUCAGUGGGUUACACUUUUUUACUGAGCAAAUUUUAACAAUGCCUGUAUCUUAAAAUUGUGGGAAAAUACUGACAUUAAAAUAACCUUAUGUUAUGUCACACAUUGUUAAUCAAAGAAUUUUGUAAGGAAAUGUUUUAUAAUAAUUAUGUAGAUUUUAGAAAAACAAAUUUGUUGGUUUCUAAGGUACCACAAGUUCUCCUUUUCUUUUGCGAAUAUGGACUAACCCGGCUGCUACUCUGAAACCUGUAGAUUUUAGAGUUUCGUAUUUGAAAAACUUAAUAAAUUUUUGUUUGUUUGAGUUGUCUUCCUACUGGAGAUGCUAAUUACAGUAUUGCAGCUGUUGACGCAAGUAUUAAAUUUUGUCAUUCUAGAUUUCGUUGUAUUCUCCCAGCAGCCAUUUGUUGCCGUACUUGUGCUACAUUCUACAUUACACUGUUACAUAGAUUUUAUCCAGUUACUACAAAUCUAACUAAAACCAGCAACCAAAGAUCAAGGUAAAGAGUUUGUCUAAUGAAUUAGUUUGAGACUGUAGUACAGUCUUUGCUUUUAGACCAAAGUUAAGCCUCUUCAGAGAUGGUGCAUUGAUCCCUUAAAUGGACUAACUAAGGUGACCUGGCAAAUUCCAAAGUAAUAUUGGCUCCGAAAAAGAAAUCAUAUCCAAUGUUGCCCAGGGUUGUCUGAACACAAAACUAUGGUAACAUCUAUUUUUUUCCCCCUCUCUAGGUGGUUUCAGGAAUAAAUCAAUGGGGACACAACUCCUCCAUUUGAUAAAUGAUUGAUACAAACGUCAGUGCUUUCACCCUCUU
Dermochelys coriacea (leatherback sea turtle) is the source of this 2523-nucleotide messenger RNA. It is a transcript of the gene DAZL, whose product is annotated as deleted in azoospermia like. The transcript is spliced from 11 exons. Gene Ontology annotation, molecular function: mRNA 3'-UTR binding; protein binding. NCBI's taxonomy places the organism in Eukaryota, Metazoa, Chordata, Testudines, Dermochelyidae. The coding region runs from base 109 to 933 and encodes 274 amino acids. The record is from RefSeq and is a predicted model, not a curated record.